Anguilla rostrata (American eel) is the source of this 7687-nucleotide messenger RNA. It is a transcript of the gene zcchc14, whose product is annotated as zinc finger, CCHC domain containing 14. The record is from RefSeq and is a predicted model, not a curated record. The transcript has 13 exons. NCBI's taxonomy places the organism in Eukaryota, Metazoa, Chordata, Actinopteri, Anguilliformes, Anguillidae. Gene Ontology annotation, molecular function: protein binding; phosphatidylinositol binding; nucleic acid binding. The coding region runs from base 1032 to 4070 and encodes 1012 amino acids.
UCACAGCAACAAGUAUAGUUGUCGACAAACAGCUCAUCCAAUCGUAUUUCAUAAUAAUAUACGGUGGGUCGGGUUAGUGGGGAGAGUUUAGGAUGGUGAACCACACAGCUGUUUUGCUCGAUUUCAAAGCAAGGGUAUGAUAAGACUAAAGGAGAAAUUAUAUUCUUAAUGUAACGAGCACUCUGGUAUGUUCCCGGAUAGAAACAGCGACAACUCCUUUAAAAACGAAGGUAGGAAUUCCAGCGUAUGAAAAACACUCUGUGAGUGAAGCACAAUCCUUCUCUUUUUUGGUAUUCCAACUACGAGCUCGAGUCGCUGGAGUUUGUAUAUGAUCUUGUUUAUUGGCCGACGCUCCCUAAUAAUUUUAACGCGUGUCACGCUGGUGGCUACAACUGGAAAAAAGACUUUUUACUGCGAGAAUCGGUCGAGAAAAUGGCACGAAUGGUGGAUGGAGAAACGUGGACGUAGAGCGUGCUUUUUCCAGACUCUUCGAAAUGGUCAUUUACAUUUUAAUGUAUUUUCCGGUGGAUGUAAUACAAAGGUCUUCCAUAACCUACUGAGGCGGAGAGCCGGAGAACGAAGGAAAGAGGGAUGUCUGGCCGUGCUGUGCCAUACAGAGUAGUAGGCUACAGUAAACACAGACACGCGCUUUGUCUGCGGAGUGCUUUUAUGUACAGUGACAUUUAAUAAAUACGUUUUUAAAAAUUGAUUAAUAAGCAUAAGGGCAAAUUCGCAUUGAUAGUACUGCGGAAGACAUGCUUUGAUUUUUAACGUCGAAAAACGGGAGUGAAUAGGCUGAGGAAGGAACAAGAGUUUACAAAGUUACGUUUACAUAUUUUGCAUCCGUAUAGGCUGCCUCUACUUCUGGUAUAAAUCAGGGAUUAGGCUACUUGGCUUUGUUGCAAAUACACAUUUGUUUAAUCGACUUUGCUUUACUGGUUGUCGAGAAAUGGAAAAUAGACUCUUAACAAAUGGAAAAUAAUUGCUAAUCUUCCAUUUAAACAAAACUGGCAAUAGGACCUGCGGUGAAAAUGGUAGAGAAGAGGUGUACGGUUCAAAGGGAAGGGGUGUACCGUUGGUUCUCCCAACUAAACUCCGCGCAGCGGGCGGAGUUCCUCUGUGGGCUGCUGGAUCUUUGCGUGCCCAUAGAGCUGCGCUUUCUCGGCUCCUGUCUGGAGGACCUGGCGCGCAAAGACUACCACUCCCUGAGAGACGCGGAGAUCAAAGCCAACAACCCGGCGGACCUGGCGAACCUGACCAACAUCACGGACGAGGUGGUGCGGAGCAAGCUGCUCAUCUCCCUCGCGCUGCUCAACUCGGACAACCGAGAGGCCGCGGGAGUCCUCUUCAGGACUCUAACACACAUCGACUCCAUCAUCAACAACUAUGGACUGCAGCUCAACGACGGCCAGACUGGAGACCAGUUCCUGCUCUUGUUCACCAUGGCAUCCAACCACCCAGCGUUCAGCUUCCACCAGAAGCAGGUACUCCGGCAGGGGCUCGUGCAGAUACAGGGCAUCCUGCAGACGACGUGCGGCGAGCAUCACUCCGGCGUAGGCAGCGGUGCGCUAGCCACCCUUACCUCCGCCAACACCGUCACCACCUACAUCACAGCCGCCACCCUCAACUCUUGUUAUGCCGGAUGUACCAGCUGCCAAACGGCAACACCCCAGGAGGAUGGCGCAGGUCGAGGAGAUGAGGGGAGUGCCGUCGACGCCUUUCCCGCUAUGCCAGCACAUUCCUGCCAGGAGCUGCCCGUCAAGGUGCAUGCUGGGAAAUCCAGCAAAGCCACCAUCGAGAGGAUAGAGUUGAAGGGGUUCAUGCAGAAGAGCGACAAACCCAGCGAGUAUUCCUUUGAGGUCCUGUGGUCGGACUCCACCGCAUCCACUGUGACGAGGACCGCCCAGGAAGUGACGGAGUUCCUCUCCAAGAUCUCACAGCUCUUCCCCGACGACAGCCUGGAGAAGUUCCUGCCCCAGUCCACUGGCCUGGACUCCGCCCUCGAACCCGACCCCAGGUGCCUGACGACACUCCCGCCUCACCUUCUGAAACGUGACCAAAUCAGGCAGUUCUUCAGUGUCGCCCCGGUAACCCUGCCCCCUCCCAGUGCCAAUCUUGCCUGUUCAUUGCAGUACAGAGGAGCCAACAGCCUACCGAGGCCCAUCUGCGGAGUGGCCAGCAUCCAGCCGGUCAUCAGCGGCCACUGCUCUCUCCAGCCCUACCCUGCCACGCCCCUCCUGCCCCCGGGGUCCGCCCCCGUCCUGCCCCUCGGCGUCGGGUCCGUGGGCGAGGGCGCCCUUUCCCAAACGCCGGGCCGGAACCCCGCCCCUCAGCCCCAGGCUGGCCCUGAGCAGAACGGGAUUCUGGAUUGGCUGCGCAAGCUCCGCCUCCACAAGUACUACCCGGUGUUCAAGCAGCUGACCAUGGAAAAGUUCCUUGCACUCACGGAGGAAGAUCUGAAUAAGUAUGACCUCACCCAGGGGGCCAAGAAGAAGCUGAAGACCCAGCUGGAGCUGCAGAAUCGGGAGAAGUCUGGAGAAAAGAAGUACGUGGUGUCACAGUUCCCAGGGUCCUGCGGUGGGGUUGCCCGGGUUACGCCUUCCAGUCACAUCAGCCCCGUGACGCCAGUCCACACCACCAGCAGCACAGAGCUGCGUGUAGAGGUGGAGACCGGCCCUCUCUCGUUCCCGCGCGACAGCAGCUCUUCCUCGGGGUACUGCAGCUCUCCCUCCAGCCCCAUGGCCCCCCUGUCCCGGGACGACGCUUACGAGAGAGCCAAAGACCUCCACAGAAGGCCGGAGUCCAGUUCGGAUGUGGGGGAGAAGGACCGCUCCUGCGUUCUGCUGAACCACACCAUGCCGGCCGGACCCAGCCGCCCCACCGCCCAGGUUCUGCCGGUGCAGAACGACCCCUCCCCCUCGCCCUCCCCCUACCACCUGCCCCUGCUCUCCCCCACCCGCAUCCUGAGCUCCCCCCGUAAGCCCCGCCCCCCGCCCCCUCCCCCGCUCACGCCCCUCCUGUCCUCUCUGUGCGUGGACGAGCGGGCCAAGCCGCCGGGACCGGGCGGGGCCGUGAGGCUGGAGGGGCGCUUCCUCGGCCUCAGCGUGGAGGUGGCCCCGCCCGGCCUGCAGGACGGCUCUGGCCCCGCCCACCAGGGGCCCCUGGCCGCGCUGCUGUCCCCGCCGGGGCCCAUGGUGGAGACCAGCGUGGCCCUCACCACCACCUCCAACACCCUGCAUCACGUCACGCACCCCCCUCUGCAGCUGCAGCUGUCCCCCUCCCUGCCCCCCGACCCCGCCCACCGCGCCCAGCACUACGCCCACUCCCGGCCGGGCGGCUUCCUCCCGUCGGCCAGCGGCGUCCCCAUGGCGACGGUCAGCAGCGUCCCCAUGGCGACGGUCUGCAGCAUCUCCGCGGCGACGGCCAGCAGCAGCGUCCCCAUGGCGACGGUGCCCGGCAACACCUACUGCGUGAGCAGCGGCGCCGUGGCGGCGGCCGGCGCGGCCCCUCCCAGCUCCAGCCCCGGCCCUGGCCCCGGCCCCGGGGCGGACGGCGCGCAGGCGAACGCGGCGUCCGUCUGCGUCUGCAGCUCCUGCGGCUGCAGCGGAAACUGCGGCUCCUACAGCGCGCUGCCCGCCAGCUACGCCGGCUACUUCCAGCACCCCUUCUCCGGCCCGCCCGUCUUCACGCUCGGGCCCCUCCUGCACCUCAGCCCCCGCCUGGCCGGCCCCCACCACCCCCAGCAGCACAGCGUUUCGGCCGCGCCCUUCUCCUACCCCCUGGUGGCCCCGCCCCUCUACAGCGGCAGCCUGCCCCACGAGACGCAGCCCGGCUUCGUCCUGCCGCCCAUGCAGGGCUUCCUCGGGGGCGGGGCCGGCGUGUACCAGCCCCAGGGCAUGCUGGGAAACGGCAGCUCGGGGCACAAGAAGGCGGGGAUCAUGUCUUGCUACAACUGUGGAGUGAGCGGCCAUCGGGCGCAGGACUGCAAGCAGCCGCCCAUGGACUCACAACAAGGAACAUUUCGGCUGAAGUACGCACCCCCAUCAGAUGGUCAGGAUUCGGGGGACUAGGCGGUAUUCUGUUGCCCUCCUGCCCCAACCCCCACGCCACAGUUUGUGUCUCAUCCCCCUGAGCUGCUGUGAGUGGGGGGGGGGGAGGGGGGUCACCCUGUUCACAUGGGUGUUGGAUCAAAUCUGAGAAACUCAAAAAAGUGGUCAGAACUCACGCAUAGACGCGCUGAGAGAGGGGUACACCUACGGAGGUGUAUGUGAAUGUGUGUGUAUCAGUUACGGCAUUUGUACAAUUACGUGUGUGUGUGUGUGUGUGUGUGUGUGUGUGUGUGAGUUUGCGUGUGUAGUGAGGCUUCCCUCUCCUCGCCCAGUGCGAUGACCUUUGACCCCGCUCAGGAAAUCUCUCGAUGUCAAUAUCAGAGCAAUCAAACAAACAAGAUGGCCGAUCAGAGCAAUCGAACAAACAAGAUGGCCGAUCAGAGCAAUCGAACAAACAAGAUGGCCGAUCGGAGCAAUCGAACAGACAAGAUGGCCGCCGGGAGCGCGCGCUCCUGCGAAGCAGCCCAGCCGGUGCCCCGCCCUGGUGACGGAAAGCGCACUGGCGCUCGGCGGCGAGAACGCAGCGCGCGCACUCCUUCCCCACAGACAACGGCAGUCCGCGCCUGCGGGCAUUGUCCAGCUACAUCCCAAAGACUCCCCCCCCGCCGGUUCGGGACAGCGGUGCUUUCCGGGCUCCCCCUUUCGAGUCACGCUACAGCCGUCUUUCACACGGCGCUUUUUCUACGACGAUGAACUUCACCUUCCCGCGGGCGCGCUGCGGCGAUCCCGCCCCCUUUUCCCCACACGCAGGGGAAGGCCGCCGCAAAACGUUAGAGACGAGCGUGAGCCUUAAAUGGCCGUUCCCUGAAGUGAGCGAGGCUUACGCAGGUGCGCGGUGUGUGAGGAGGGACGGGACGAACGAGGAAACCAGCACCGCCUGAUACAAAAUGGCGCCCGCAACAGUAGGCGCUCAUAAUGCUGCCGGAUGGAAUUUUUGUGCAAAUAUCUUCUCAUCUGUUUCAUAGUUGUUUUUUUUUUGUUUUUGUUUUUUAUAACUAAGAGACAUUUUAAUCUUGUUAAAAAUGUGAAACAAUCUGGGACCUCUUUUUCAUGAGGGAAAAGAUGCCAGAGUUUCAUAAUGCUAUGAUUGUAUACUGUAUGAUGUCUUUUGUUGGCCAUUUUGUAUUGUGUAGUGUCCUUAUUUUACGUCUGCGGCCAUCUUGUCUUUACUCUCUGAAGUCUAUGACUUGUGUAAUAAUCUCACAGGGAGUCAUAUCUCACAAAGUGAGGAUGAGGAGUAGAAAAGGGUGAGGAGAAAGAGCAGGAGGAAAGGUACUCCUGGCCUGGUGUUGGGGCAGGGGUUCAAAGGAAAAGCUCCUACCCCCUUCCCUACCCCCAAAACUAUUGUAGAUAAAGGAGUUGACCAGAAAAAAAAAAACUGGUACUGAUGGUGGUGAGCCUCUGGUCCUCCUGAUUCUGUUCCAAAUAGGGUGAUUUUGUUAUGUGAUGCAAGUCUGUCUUCCUCCAACGGGCCACAGAGCAGUGCAGUGCAUUGUGGUCCUUGUGGUUUUAAGUUCUCUUGGAUCUGUGUCUUUAUGCACUGACCUACAUUAAGGUCUCUGGGUUAAUGCACACCUGCACAGACGCUAACGCUAAUGCAACAGGGCAAUGGCCACAUUAUAGGAAGUCAGAAGUCACAUGACUGGAAGUCACAUUUGCCUAGGUCUGGAAGGGCAAGCCCAGAAUGUCCCCUGUGAGGGUACUCAUACUAAUGAACAUGCCGGACUCAGUACCAGCAUUUAAUGUGCAAUGCAAAACUGCUGCAAACAAUCAAACCAGAGGCAGCUGGACUAGAUUUUCUAGUGCUGAUGACACUAAAGGGACAGGAGUGACAUGAGGAAGGAAAGACGAGAAGGAGAAUUUUCAGCCUCUGAAACAGGUCUGCUAGGGUCUUCCAUUUCUAGAGGAGGGCUCCCCCUAGAGGAGAACUCCUCCCCCUACACACUAUGCUCACUUUGCCACGUGCCUCUCCUGUUUUUCAUGCCUAAAGGCUUACAUAACACACCAUAUAUUUGCCCUGCUUGUAGUUACUCUUGAGCUCUGAAUGUCAGCACGUCUUGGUGAGCAGCCAUUGGUUGUUUUCUCUCUGCCCCACGGAGUAGGGGUGGGGACAGGAAGAGGCCUCUGGGUCUUAGUGAGUUUGUUGGUGUUUUGAGCCCUCAGCUUUGACUUCCAAUUUUUUUUUAGAAACAAAAGAUACAAGAGGGCAUGGGAGAGUGAGUGAGAUAAUUAAAUCAAAUUAGUUUACUACCCCGUCUCCCCGAUCCCCUUCUCUGAUUGGAUCAUUUAGUUCCAUUGACUGAAGUGGCCAACAUGCCUGAAACAGGAGGGUGUGGAAAUAACACGGGUAAGAAAGUAAAGGGAGUCCAGGUGUCUCUGACCUCACACAGUGCAGCCUGCUUUCUUCAUUGCCAGUAUUGUGCCCAGGUCUGUAUUACUGUGUUAACACAGCAGUUGCCAGUGUUCCUACUGCACAGCACAGCACAGCACAGUGUAAAUACAGAAGUGCCUGUGUAGGAGUCUGGACUGUGCCAUACAGUAGUUACGUUCCUAAUGCAAUUUCAAGGCGAAUUUUCAGGGGAAUGCGAAAAAAACAGUUCUCUUGCGCCAAACACACGUGUUUCAAAUUACUUUUCCUGGCGUAACAAUAACAGGCCGCACCUACUGCAGUCAGUAAUUACGUGACUAAUCAUUUUCACACGUGAGAAAACGUCAAAGACGGGGUAAGUUUUGAGCAAACUGAAACUGUUUCCAUUUGCCUUACUGUUUAUUUAUAGCAAUCUUUUUGCAUUUAGCCAACCUGUCAAAACUAGCGUUGAGUCGUAACAGUGCUAUUUUCUUGGCACGUUAAAGAUAAUUGUAAACCGACAUUCACACGUAGCUAGCGAAAACGCAACCGGUGUAGAUGCCUCGCGGGCUCUUUGGACAAAGUCUCGAUCAUCUUCUCACCCAGUCACCUCGAGGUAGCAACGCUCGGCACGCGCGUGGCGUGUCAAUUUUGUAUAAUAGUGUUUUCAAUAUCUGGCGUUUUAAACAGUCCGACGUGAGUUUGAAUGAGGAACUUGAGACUUGGAACCUCUCGUUUCAGAUUUAAUUAUUUUCAGUCAGGUUGCAUGUAGCCUUCUAUUGCUUUUUGUGCAUUAAAUACAAGUUUUUAAGCGAUAACAUGCAGCUGAUUUGAAGUGUAAAUCUUUUGUAUUUUAUUACUCAAUGUUCAAACAAAAUGUUUGUUUUUAUAUAUUGUACAAAAAAAGUAAGAAAAAAAAAUUAAAUGCUGAAAAAUAUUCCUCUGGAGUUCAGUUAAUUUGUGUUUCUGGCAUGCAAUUUAGAAGGGACAAACACCAUCCAGGGGAAGGGCACACCUGUAUUGUCAGUUAUUUAAAUGGCGUUCCCUUUUAAAAAAAUCAUUAAAUACAUUCUGUUCCACAAGUAUUCUAUAGUGAAGGAAUGGUGUCGGUAGCAGUUUGGAUGUUGUCGAAUCCCAUCUGUCUCUGUGUUUAACUGCCUGUGAAUUUUUCAGGGUAUAGCUCCUCCAUAUUUCUGUGCCGUCUUUGCACCAUAAAAUUGUGUACACUCCA